Messenger RNA from Penicillium cinerascens, 1521 nucleotides. Its product is annotated as MCT family MFS transporter. Bases 1 to 1521 code for a protein of 506 amino acids. The record is from RefSeq and is a predicted model, not a curated record. NCBI's taxonomy places the organism in Eukaryota, Fungi, Ascomycota, Eurotiomycetes, Eurotiales, Aspergillaceae. Gene Ontology annotation, molecular function: transmembrane transporter activity. The transcript has 2 exons. Gene Ontology annotation, biological process: transmembrane transport.
AUGGCGGAUAAUGCGACAUUAGAUGCCAUUCAGUCGCAUCAACAUGAUCAGGAGUCGCUGAAUGGGGAGGGAAAAGAGCAUGGGAAUGCGCAAUCCCAGUCGCAAGCCCCGGCCGAGCUUGACCCUGACGACAAGUACAAGCGCGAUGUGCCUCCGGACGGUGGAUACGGUUGGGUAUGCGUUGCCUGCGUCUUCUGGAUCAACGCGCAUACCUGGGGGAUCAACAGCAGUUACGGCGUCUUCCUGAGCUACUAUCUCUCCCACGACGUAUUCCCGAAUAGCAGCGCGCUCUCCUACGCCUUCACCGGUGGCCUCAGUAUCUCCUGUGCCUUGCUAGUGGCUCCACUAGCCACCUACCUGAUCCAAAUCCUCGGGACGCGAUUUGUGCUGAACGUCGGCGUUUUCUUCGAAACUCUUUCUCUCAUCGGCUCGUCCUUUGCAACCCAGAAAUGGCACAUUUUCCUCAGCCAGGGGGUCUGCUUCGGCUGGGGUAUGGGCUUUCUGUUCGUGGGCAGCGUCGGCAUCACAUCCCAGUGGUUCUUGAAGCGCCGAAGCGUCGCGCAGGGUAUAACGGCCGCCGGCUCCGGUUUGGGUGGUUUGAUCUACUCGCUCGCGGUGGGUGCCAUCAUCCCCCGCUUCGGGCUCCCUUGGGCUUUUCGCAUCUUGGGAAUCAUUGCAUGUGUCGUCAAUCUGGUCUGUGCGAACCUGCUCCGAGAUCGCAAUAAGCUCGUUGGCAGCCGUCUCACGGCCUUUCAUCUCCCGCUCCUUCGGCGGCCGGAAUUUCUCCUCUUUUUGGGAUGGGGUGUCUUUAGCAUGCUGGGAUAUGUGGCUGUACUAUUCAGCGUUGCUAACUUUGCUCUCUCUGUGGGCCUUACCUCCCACCAGGGAAGUGUUGUCUCUGCACUCCUGAACCUCGGCCAGGGUCUUGGUCGUCCGUUUGUUGGGAUGUUCAGCGAUCGACUCGGACGCAUUAACAUCGCCACAUUCCUCACAUUCCUCUGCGGCUUGUUUUGUCUUGUCAUCUGGGUAUUCGCCAACAGCAUGGUCGUGGUCUGUUUCUUCGCCGUUCUUGUCGGGACUGUGGCCGGAACGUACUGGGCCACUGUUUCACCCGUCCUGGCUGAGAUUAUUGGCAUCAGAGACCUCCCCUCGGGUCUCAGUAUAACCUGGCUCAGUUUAGUCGCGCCUUGCACCGUCUCCGAGGCAAUUGCCUUGGAACUUCGAACCCGUGAUGCUCAUGGCGACACGUCCUAUCUCCAUGUCCAGCUUUUCACGGGCUUUGUAUAUAUCGGGGCUUCGUUGUGCCUGUGGCUUGUGCGCGGUUGGAAGAUUGGCGCAUUGGAACGAGCUCAACAACGCCGUGAAUCUGCUGCUCGUGAAACAUCUCUCGCGAACGGAGAUAAAACCUUGGACCGUUCUGCAACUAUUGCAUCUGCUUCGACGUCGGGGCCUACUUAUGAUCCGCAGCUAUGGAGGCCAUUCAGUCUAGUACGUAGAAUGGUUGCUCUCAAGCGUGUGUGA